AUGAGUGCCUUGAGCGAAAUUCGUGUAGAAAACGCCCGAGGUCACCUGGCUGGACAAUGGUAUUGUGUGGUUCGCUCUGCUUUUGGGUUGACAGUUUCGGAACCGGUCUUCCUUCAGGUAUUCUCGAGUAUGUACUCCGAGCAGGUAUAUUACCUUUCUCUGUGCUACGGAUAUGGAGCCAUGUUGGUGCUAUUGUUAAUUGGCAUAAUUGGCGGCACUAUCCGCUACUGCAGCGAAACUCGAUGCAUGCGCCGUCCACAACCUCCGUUUGCUUACGGUGGAAAGACGUUUAUUGGCGUAAUUCCCGUUCCCGAAGUGGAUGGAGAGUCCUCACAGGAGAAAACCGAAGAAGUCAACACAACGUAUGAUCUGAACGAAGGAUCGUUGCGUUACGUGUCUACUGGUCGAUUCUGCAACAUUUGUUUGAAGCCGUACACCUAUUGGUUUUGUAACAAUUGUCGUGCCGUUCAUUUCGCAGAAUGCCUUUUCCCACCUGAUCAGGUCAAGCAGUAUGCGCCGGGUGACGUGCCAUUCGGUGAGAUAGCGUCUGAUGGCGAGAUCAAACUUCUUUCCCAAGUGCCUCCUUGCGCGACGGAAUCGGAAUCAUUUUCUCAAGUUAUUCCCGGAACAUCCACUGUACCAGUUCUUGAUGCUCAUGAGCCACUGAUGCCUCAUUCUCAUGGAACACACCAAGUUGCACAGGAAGUCGCAGGCACCGAUCGGCAGGCUACGUCUAUGUCAUCUGAUUAUGUAUAUGUUCGCUCUGGAGACUGUAUGAUCAAAGUUCGACCUUCCCAUGAAAGUCUUGAUGGCUCUUUAAACAGCACUCAGCUGCUCGUUGAUUCAAUUUGUUUACAUUCCAAGCAACGACCUAGCAGUGCGGACGUCAAGCUCAUAGUUUCAAAUGAAAAGUUAGCUGAAGAAUACCGGGACGCUCUCGCCGACUUAGCACGUGCUGUUGAAAGUCCUGACCCUGCACAUUUUCGUGAGCACCUAGAAGCUUUCAGAAGCCGAUUGCGUCGGGAUGUUGGUCAUGGUGUCAAGGUGUUACGGGGGGAAUUCCGCGGUCUUCGUGCCAAAUCUGCCAAAAGUGUAGCCAAUCUACGAAGUCAGAGUUCUGCGGCAGCUCAAAAAAUGCGCGCUGGAUUUUCCCAUGGAGUUCAACAAGUCAAAGGUGGUAUGCGUAGUAUGGCCGAACUGUGUAGUCGAACUGGGACCAUAGGUCAAACUAUCUCCGUUGUCAGUGUCUACGUGGAUGAAACAGACCAAGUUAGAAAGGAACGUUUUAUUUCUGACUUCGUGUUUUGA
Molecule: messenger RNA, 1308 nt
Organism: Opisthorchis viverrini
Lineage: Eukaryota; Metazoa; Platyhelminthes; Trematoda; Opisthorchiida; Opisthorchiidae
Exons: 1
Coding region: 1-1308 (435 amino acids)
Source: RefSeq, a predicted model, not a curated record